Messenger RNA from Aegilops tauschii subsp. strangulata, 675 nucleotides. The record is from RefSeq and is a predicted model, not a curated record. NCBI's taxonomy places the organism in Eukaryota, Viridiplantae, Streptophyta, Magnoliopsida, Poales, Poaceae.
AUGCCGAACCCGGGUGGCUACGCCCUCGUCCUCGACCCCACCAUCGUUGCACCCCGGCGCACAUGCAAGUUCUCUCGGGUCCUCAUCGAUGGCGGCAGCAGCAUCAACAUACUCUACCGCAACACCAUGACCAAGCUCAGCCUCGAGGCCAAAGAUUUGGAGCCGACCCGGACGAUCUUCCAUGGCAUCGUGCCCGGCCUCUCCUGCUCCCCCAUCAUACGGAUCCGGCUGGAUGUCCUAUUCGGCACCAACGACCACUUCUCACGCGAGCCGCUCUGGUUCGAGGUGGUGUACCCGUCCAGCGCGUAUCAUGCGCUGCUGGGCCGGCCGGCACUCGCCAAGUUCAUGGCGGUCCCCCACUACGCCAACCUGAAGAUGAAGCUGCCUGGUCCGAAGGGCCUCAUCACCAUCACCGGCGACUACCGCAAGUCCCUGAAGUGGGCCAAAGCCGGCGCCAAACUGGCCGAGUCGCUGGUCAUAGCCGAGGAGCGGUGCCAGCUCAACCCGAUCGUUGCGUUAGCCAACGAGACACUGGCCGGGCCGGUUUCGGCCAAGGAGCCGACCGACGAGGCCUCGUUCCAGCCCUCCAAGGAGACCAAAAAGGUCAAGCUGAACCGCGAAGACCCCAGCUGCAGCAAGUAUGUCGUCGUGGGCACCUGCCUUGACAGCAAAUAG